This is a messenger RNA of Chiloscyllium plagiosum (whitespotted bambooshark), 3890 nucleotides long. It is a transcript of the gene scml4, whose product is annotated as Scm polycomb group protein like 4. Gene Ontology annotation, molecular function: histone binding; chromatin binding. Lineage: Eukaryota; Metazoa; Chordata; Chondrichthyes; Orectolobiformes; Hemiscylliidae. The record is from RefSeq and is a predicted model, not a curated record. Gene Ontology annotation, biological process: negative regulation of DNA-templated transcription. Gene Ontology annotation, cellular component: nucleus.
AUGGCAAAUCGAGUUUCUGCUCUGCCCUGAAUGCAUUAGUUUAAUGAGAUGUUUGCAGCUGGAACACUAGGCUGCUGGAGUCUUAGUUUACAAGGAGAAGCGUUGCAAAGAUGGGCUUUGCCAGUUUAUUGUGCCUGUGCAAUAAAUGUGUUCCUGCCUUGACUACCUUAGAGGUUUAAUAUUAUAGUCUAGCUAACCAGUUGCUAUCCUGAAAAGCAUUGCUACUCCCUCGCCACUACAAUCUGAAGAGAGUGAAAUGCAGUCUGCAAUGAAAGUGGCUUCAGAGCAUACACCAGGGCGACGAGGGAGGAAACCAGGAAGAAAACGGAGACAGGAGCUCCUUCAGUCAGCUUUCAAACUAGCUGUGCAAAAUGUUGUGGCAGCUCCAUCUAAAAUUGUUUUACCGCUGAAAAUACCCAAAAAGAGAGGACCAAAGCCGGGAAGCAAGAGGAAGCCUCGCAUUCCACCAAAUCCUCCACCCAUCUCGCCCACCUUAAGCACUCCAGAGCCAGAUACCAGCACCAUCCCCCAGGAUGCAGCGACCGUUCCCAGCUCAGCGAUUUCGCAAGCAUUGACAGUUUGCAUAUAUGUCAACAAACAUGCCUGUGCUGGGCCACAUCUUGAUAAGAAGAAGUUGCAGCAGCUACCAGACCAUUUUGGCCCUGCCAGAGCAUCCAUGGUCCUUCAGCAGGCUGUCCAAGCAUGCAUUGACUGCGCCUAUCAACAAAAGGCAGUAUUUUCAUGUCUGAAGCAAGGCCACGGAGGAGAGCUGAUAUCAGCAUCGUUUGAUGGAGAACAGCACACAUUGAGUCUGCCAGCAGUCAACAGUAUUGUCUUCAUUCUGCGCUUCCUGGAGAAUCUGUGCCACAGUUUACACUGUGACAAUCUGUUCAGCAGUCAACCAUUCACCAUGUACAAUGCAACUUCUCAGACACCUGUGGAAUAUGUACACGAGAGAAUGCACACAGAAUCUGUGAUACCAGAGGAUGACCUCAUUGGAACUAUAGAAACCAGGUAUAGUGUGGACUCAAUGGAUUCUCCUGUGCACUUGAUGAAUCCCUCUAGCCCAUCAAGGCGUAACUCUGGAGAAUACAGGAGUGCAGGGUCCGCACUCUAUAACUACCGCUCAUCCUAUCAGUCUUCCAAUGGACCGCCUUCAGCAGGCCUGCGGCGACUCUCCUCCAGCCCAGGUACAGGAGGGACCUUUUAUGAAUCAAAAGGAAGAAGUAAUCCAGCAUCCAGUCCUGCCUCAGGCUCUGAACGACACAUGCUUUCUCAGGACUCCCUACGGUCAUUGAGCAGGCAUCCAUCUACCUGGACUGUGGAAGAUGUGAUGCGUUUUGUCAGAGAAUCUGACCCUCAGGCUUUGGGUCCACAUGCCGAGCUUUUCAGAAAACAUAAAAGAUAAACUAGGAAGGAGAAAGUUAAUGUAGCCCAAUGCAAAUUGAAGUGUUUGCCAGCAGACUAAAGAAUAUCGUUGCAGACAAAGAAAGGAAAGACCCACAGGGCUCACUGAAUUUGUCUUUCUUCCUUGCAGACAUUUCAUUGGAGAUCUAUGCUUUAUCCUUUUGAAUUUAAAAUCAAACUUAAAAUUAAGAGUGUAAGUUAUUCUGUUGUGACAUUUUUGGCAGUUAUUGAUGUAGAAACUAAGAUUCGCAACAUGCUCUAAUUUACAGGAAUUUACUGGCUAAUAAAAUUCAUGUUUGGAAAAAAUGCUGAGAUUAGCGUGUGUUUUUCUAUACAGUAUACCUAUGUAUACAACACCUGUAUACAAGUAUACAUCUGAAUACACGGUACAGAUAACAGGAUUUGAAAUUUGGUCUUUCAGCUAUUUCUAUUCAAACACUGCAGCUGUGAGAAAUCUCCGCAUCUUCUGGUUUGAUGAGAUUUCAGUUUUAUUUUAACAGUGGGUAAAUCAAAAAGUGCUGGCGAAACUCAGCCGGUCCCACAGCCGCUGAAUUCAUCCAACACGUUCUGUUUUUAUUUCACAUCUUCAGCACCUGCAGAUCUUUGCUCUUAUUUUAGUGCCUAACUUAAGUUUCUUAUGCUAAAAAUCAAAUUCCAAGGCCAGUGUGUACACAUAUACAAAGUGGCACAAUUUUCCUCUAUGUGUAAGCUGGGUGUGAUGAGCUGAGUAAAACAUUUUUCUUUCAUUUCACACACACACGGAAAUAAUUUUAAUGUUUGCCAAUAGUGUAAAGUGGGUAAUGUCGGCCACUCAAUAUUCACAGAAAGUUGGGAGAAAUAGCUAAUCAGUUUUACACAGUUGCCAAAAAUUGUAGUUAUUCUGCAUUUUGGCUGCAGUAAUUAUAUCUGUCUAUUGUACAUAUAGAUAUGUUCAGUGAAAAUUCACAGAUAUUGUAUAGAAGUUUUAAAAUAUCUAUAAUUGCAAAUGCUUUCAAGGGAAUGAAAAGAUGGGAAUAUGUUAUUAUAUAGAUGUCUCAGAGCAUAGGUCAUGUGUCUACCUGAAUGAAUAUCCCGUUUUUCUCGACGAGCUCCAUGUAUCUUUGCCAGCCACUAAGCCACACUGUAGGAGGUUAAAGAAUUGUUGAGAUUUUUCAAUCAUAGGUCUGGUUAACUUUUAAAAUCACAAAGUUCAGAAUUUAAAGACAGUAAUGCAAAGACAGAUUUGGACCUGAAAGGGAACUUGGCACCUAAUAACAAAGUCCAUCCAGCGGGUGGGUUGGGCAGACUGCCUUCUACUCCUGAUGUUGCCCUUGGUUGAGGUAUCCAGAACCGAGCAAAAUCUUAAAAUACGAAGGGGAAUGCCACCUUGGUCCAAGAUUAGUAGAGUUUUAUUUAUUGAGAGGGAUAUGCACCUUUGGCAUUCUCUAGAUUGAGAAACUCAGUCUUUUGAGUAUGUUUUAGAGAUUGAUAGGUUUCUGAUUACCAGUGAUACACAGAGUUAUGGUGAUGGGGUGGGUAAAAGACAUUGAAAUGGGUAAUCAGCCAUGAUUGGACUGAAUGGUGGGGCAGGCUGGGUGGGGCGCAAAUGGUCUUCUCCUCCUCCCAAUAUCCUAGAAACAGAGUUGAACGAUUUAUUCUUUGCAAACUGUGUCUGAUCUUAUCUGAGGUGAUUUCUUCAACCGAAACCUCAAAGGAGUCGAGAUGCGUACAAGUUUUGCAUACACUUUUGUUCAUACAUGAUCAAUUUUAUCAGCAUUGGAGAUUUACACAAUUUGAUGUCUAUUGUUGAGAAUCCCACGCAAGUAACAUUCCAUUCAGUCUCUGUACAUACAUAAAUGGAAAGUAACACAGUUGCGUCAAGAAGAAUUAUUCAACUCUUUGCCUUUUCAAAUCUCUGGGGGAUGGGCAGCAUUUGAUCUCAGACGAGCGGUAGGGGAGGAUUUUCCAAGUUCAAGGCCCAGACAAACACUGCCAGCGACUUUCUGACCACUCACAUCAAUGUGUACCCUACUUUCCAUCUUUGUACUCUCAAUAAUGUGAGCUUUGCUACUGGAAGUCUCAAUGAUACCUUCUAUAUUUGUAAGAUGGAAGAGCACAAAAUUCAAACCACAGUGUGCAAUUUUCCAAGCAUUAACUGUCACUGGUUAGAAAGGAAGAAUUUCUCAUUUUUUUGCAUGAAGCAAAACAAAACAGUUAACAUAUGGACAGGAGUAGGUUACAGAAAACAAUUAGGAGCACGGAGCACAGAAUUUAGGAGCAGGACUAGACCAUUUGUCAAGGAAGUGGCUGAUCUAAUUAAGGUCCUAAUGGUAUAUUCCUGUCUGCCACCAUAAAUCUUAACUCCCUAUUUCUAUCAACUAUCUAUCUAAUUCAGCCUUGAAUAAAUUCAGUAACACAGCCUGACUGCUUUUCUGGGAACAGAAAUCCACUAGUGAACCUUCAAGACAAAACAUUCUCCUCAUGUGCCUUAAAAGGUAGAUCUC